Carassius carassius (crucian carp) is the source of this 981-nucleotide messenger RNA. It is a transcript of the gene rgcc, whose product is annotated as regulator of cell cycle. The coding region runs from base 129 to 512 and encodes 127 amino acids. Gene Ontology annotation, biological process: regulation of cell cycle. Lineage: Eukaryota; Metazoa; Chordata; Actinopteri; Cypriniformes; Cyprinidae. The record is from RefSeq and is a predicted model, not a curated record. The transcript has 5 exons.
UAUUUAAAACACCCCACAGAGCUCGCUCACACACACAGCACACACAGAGGAGAGUGUGUCAGCAGGAGGACACUGGGCUAAUAUCGGAUAUUUGGGAGUUUAACACUCUAAAGGAGUACCCACAGAAGAUGAAGAAGUCUCCAAAGAUAAAGUCACAGAGCAAAUCGUUUCUUGAGGAGGAUGACGACCUCAGCGCCCUGUUGUGUGAAUUCGACGCUGUCAUCGAGGACUUCUCGUCCCCCGUGGAGAAGCGACACUUCAGAUAUGAUGAGCACCUGAAGACCGUGAAGAGACGGAGCAGCGCGAGCGUCAGCGACAGCGGCAUCAGCGACUCCGAGAGUGCAGAGUCCUUGAAUAGAAACAGUUUCAGCUUCAGUGAUGAGAAGCUCAACUCUCCCAGCGUCUUCUCGACAAACAGUCCCUUGGUCACAUCUCCUAAACCUAAACUCGGAGACACUAAAGAGCUAGAGGACUUCAUUGCCGACCUUGACAGAACAUUAGCAAGCAUGUGAGUAAGAGACGGGAUGACUGGGGCCCACCACACUGUAGCUCCGCUGGGGGACGACAGCCAGACUGCUCCUGACGAACCUGAACUACUGUGAAGAUGGAGAAGACAUGGUCAGGGUUUCACAUGCUGAACGUGUAUACUUACGCCCAUACAAACACUCAAAUACGAACGCAUAAAAAUACACUUUCGACAGGAAUGGCUGUGCUCUCUGAAAAACUUAAGCUGUAAGAUUAUUUAAAUAGCUUUUUAUUGAAAUAUAUUUUUAAUUUUAUAGAGUUGGUUGUAAAUGUAUCUGUAAUACCGUUUUGUGUAUAUAUAUUUUUGUAUUUCAUGUAAAUAUCGCCUUGCUAUAAGCCUUUUGUCACAGAAGAAAAACGUAAUUCUUAAUUCAUUAGAAAAACUGGAAAAGCAAUAAUAACGUGUAUUUAAUACAACUAAUGUCUUCUAAGAAAUUAAAAGGUGACAGAUUUUAA